CGAAAAUAUAUAAAAGCACAAAUUUUGAUUACUCUACAUCCACUUCCACGGGUAUCUUUAUCACAAGCAACCAUGAACAAGUUCAUCGUACUCGCUGCCCUCGUGGCCGUCGCCGCCAGCUCAGUGGUGCCAGUUGUCAAAGUAGACGAUGAAGCCACCAGCUUCUCCUACGACGUGGCCGACCCCCUCACUGGUGACUACAAGAGCCAAUCAGAAAGCCGCGUUGGAGGAGUAGUCAGAGGACAGUACUCCUUGGUCGACCCCGACGGCACCAAGCGCGUUGUCGACUACACCGCUGAUGACGUCAAUGGAUUCAACGCUGUAGUGCGCAAGGACCCGUUGGUCGCGAAUGUUGUGGCCCCCGUUGUUGCUUCCCGCACCGUCGUGUCCCCAGUGGCCCCCGUCGUAUCUGCCCCCGCUGUGUACUCUGGCUCAUACGUCGCCCCCUCUGUGUACAGCGGCGUGCCCUCAGUGUACUCUGGAUACCCCGGUUAUUCCGCUGUAUACCCCGGUUACCCCACCGCUCGUCUCGGCUACUGGUAAACGAAACUAAUCGUCUAAAAAAAAAUAUAAAACAGUGUUCAACCAAUCAACGUGUAAAUAAUGUGUAAAAAAUAUCCAUAAAAUAAUGUAAAUAAACAAAAUUUAAAAUAAAUUAAAUACAAAUAUUA
Molecule: messenger RNA, 671 nt
Organism: Bicyclus anynana (squinting bush brown)
Lineage: Eukaryota; Metazoa; Arthropoda; Insecta; Lepidoptera; Nymphalidae
Product: larval cuticle protein A2B
Exons: 2
Coding region: 73-543 (156 amino acids)
Cellular component (GO): extracellular matrix
Source: RefSeq, a predicted model, not a curated record